Messenger RNA from Trypanosoma rangeli, 306 nucleotides. RefSeq lists its product as uncharacterized. The record is from RefSeq and is a predicted model, not a curated record. NCBI's taxonomy places the organism in Eukaryota, Euglenozoa, Kinetoplastea, Trypanosomatida, Trypanosomatidae. The transcript has a single exon. Bases 1 to 306 code for a protein of 101 amino acids.
AUGCGGACGGGCUCCCACUCCCCAGUCCCCUCUGCUCCUGUGGAGGUGGUGUACGCUCGCCAGGCACUCUGGCCCUUUCGGGGUAACUCCUGCACCAUCUUGACUGGGCGUGAGUCGCUCCUCGCCAUUAUCUCAUCGAACAUGCAUCAGUGCGUGGCGGCGGUGAGGCGGCCGGUGGCGCAGCAGCAGCAGCAGCAACAACAAGGGCACCGUGGCGAACAGGGGCGGGCGCAUUGUUGUCACCCUCGUUUGCCGGGCCUUCCGAACAACAACAAAGAUAAAAGAGAGAAGAGGCGCAUAGCUUGA